AUGGCGCUGGAUAACAGGCACCGCUUUCUUGUCGGAAAGCUUGCCGAAGCUUUUGGACUUCCUGAGAAUGUGAUCGAGAAGACGAUAACUCAGGAUAAGCAGACAAUCAACAGCUUCUUUUUGCCGACCGGGCCAUCAUCACUUAUCUUUGUUUAUCAGGCAAAGGAGGACCGGCUUAAGGAUGGCUCAAUCGGGCCGGUGGACAACAAGCCCACGCUACACAGAUUGGGCCAGCAUGAGCGCAUCCACAACAAGUGCGUCUACUUCACGCGCCUCAACCCAAAAGGUGUUGCGGAGAAGACGCUCGAGGCUGACCUCGGCAGUGGCGAGCUGUCCGGCAGCGCACUGGAGAACUUCAAGGCCAUCGUCGCGGACUUGUACGUGCCCAUCAUGCAGGAGCAGCAGCAAUGGGGCAAGCUCUCCGCUGAGUACCUGACCGAGUUCCUCGCCUCAGCCGCCAAGUUUGGCAGCAUGUUGAAUGAGGCUGUGGCCACCGUUAACGGCGGCGUAGAGCUGCGCAAGCCCGACCCAAAAUACACGGAGCUUGAUCUCAAGCCGGCGGUCCUCGCUAAUGCCGCUGGCGACGAAGAUACUCUGCAGGAGAUGGAGGAGUGCCUAACGGAGUGGUGCCGGGAGGCUGAGGCUCUCUUGGCACAGACCAACAAGAUCAAGGAUGGCGAGGAACCCGGUCCCGACACGGAGCUGGAGUACUGGCGGACUCGCAUGUCCAAUUUUAAUUCCAUUACCGAGCACUUGAAGACGAAGGAGUGCAAGCUCGUGCUGGGUAUUUGCUCGCACGCCAAGACCAAGGCGUACCUGCGAUGGCGAGCUCUAGAUAUCCAGAUUACGGAUGCGGCGAACGAGGCCAAGGACAAUGUCAAGUACUUGGCGACGCUGGAGAAGAGUCUGGAGCCGAUGUACUCGGCGCGCGUGGCGGAGAUCACGGAAUCUCUGCCGGCGCUCAUGACGAAUGUCCGCAUGAUGUACACGAUUGCGCGGUUCUACUCGACGUCGGAGCACAUGACGCGGCUGUUCACCAAGAUUACGAAUCAGCUGGUGCGGAGGUGCAAGGAGCAGAUUAUGGAGAAUGGCAAAAUUUGGGACCAGGACAAGGCGAUGCUCAUUAGCAACAUGAAGGUGGCUGUGGAGCUCGCCAAUCGGCACCAAUACAAGCUGGCCAAGGAAACGUUGGCGUCGCAACCAAAGUCGAAGCAGUUUGACUUUGACGAGCAGGCCAUCUUCCUGAAGUUUGACCUCUUCUCCAAGCGCUUGUACAAGCUGAUCGACAUGUUCACAACCAUCCACCAGUUUUCCUCCCUGGAGCAGCACACCCACAUCGAGGGCCUGGACACAAUGCUCAAGUCGCUGAACAACAUCAUCGACGACGUUAAACGCAAGCCUUACGACUUACUUGACUACUCCAAGAAUGCCUUUGACCGUGACUUCCUGGAAUUCAACGUCAACAUCAAUGAUCUGGAGCUGCAGCUGCAGGGCUUUGUGAACGCAUCCUUUGAGAACAUCACCUCGACGGAGCACGCGCUCAGCCUCCUGGCACAGUUCCAGGCCAUCAUGCAGCGUGAGACGCUCAAGCAGGACCUGGAGAACAAGUACAUGGUAAUCUUCCAAAACUACGCCAAGGAUCUGGACGCCGUACAGAAGCUGUACGAGAAGAACAAGUACGAGCCGCCUGUGCCGCGUAACGCGCCGCCCGUGGCGGGCAACAUCAUGUGGGCGCGACAGCUGCUGCGCCGCAUCGAGGCACCCAUGCAGCGGUUUGCCCAGAACAAGAACCUGCUGGCGGCGAAGGAGUCCAAGAAGAUUAUCAAGACUUACAACAAGGUGGCCAAGGCGCUGAUUGAGUUUGAGACGCUGUGGCACCAGGCCUGGAUCAAAUCCAUCGAGCAGUGCAAGGCGGGUCUUGCGGCGCCCCUGCUGGUGCAGCACCCCGACAGCGGCAAAAUCCUGGUCAACUUUGACAAAGAGAUCAUGCAGCUGGUGCGCGAGGCCAAGUACAUGCAGCGCUUCAACAUUGCGGUGCCGGAGAGCGCCCAGAUGGUGCUGCUGCAGGAGGAGAAGUUCAAAUUCUACCACAACCAGCUGACGCACCUGGUUCGCGAGUACGAGCACAUCUUGUCCCGCGUGGCGGCUACCAUCAAGCCGCUGUUGCGGCCGCACCUGAACGAUAUGGAGCGCAAGAUCGCGCCCGGUUUUGCGGUGCUCACCUGGACUAGCCUCAACAUUGACGGCUACCUGCACCGCUUCAAGCAGGGCCUGGCUCGCCUGGAGGAGCUCGUCCGCAAGGUGCUCGAUCUGGUGGAGAACCGUGUGGAGUCCAACCUUCGCGCCAUCAGCAACACCAUGUUGGUGGAGCUGCCCAGCGACCGCUCCUUCACCUAUGAUGAGUUUGUGACCACACAGCAGCGCUUCCAGAAGAAGCAGGCGGAGCAGUUGGGCAUCCGCAACGAGGAGGUGCGCCGCGCCAUCGACGACCUGCUGAUGCUGGUGCGCAACUACCCGCGUGAGAACCAGGACGAGGCGCUGGACGAGAAGGAGGUGCAGCUAUUUGUGCGGCACUUCUCCAAGAACAUGUACAACGCCAUCAUGGCUUGCACGCUCAACAGCUUGCAGGCCAUGAAGCGCCGGCUGGGCUCCAAGACGUCCACGGGGAUCUACUUUAUGGAGCGGCCCUUCUUCGAUGUGGACGUGGAGCUCAAGGUGCCCUGCGUGUGCAUGAACCCCAACCUUGAGGAGAUUCAGGCGGCCAUCAACCAGUGCGCCAAGAAGGUCCUCACCACCAGCAAGCAGCUGCCGGCCUGGGGCAUGGACCAUGUGACUACCUACCACGAGCUCAUUGCGCAGGACAAGGACGUGGUCAAGGCGGUGUUGAGGCUCACAGGCUCUGUGGAGGGCAUCAAGGCACAGGUGACCGAGUUCCUCAAGACCUUUGAUCGCUACGGUUUCCUUUGGAAGGAGGACCUGCAGGCCGCCUAUGACCAGUUCAUGCGCACCAAUCCCACAUUGGAGGCGUUUGAGGCGGAGCUCAAGAAGUACAUGGCCAUUGAGACGGAAGUGGCUAACAUCCCCAACGUCAACAACAUUGGUGCGUUGUCGUUGGAGACCAUGCCCCUUAAGAACAGUCUCAAGGCGGAGGCGGUGUCGUGGAAGACGCAGUUUGCGCAGAACCUGCACAAGCAGUGCUCGGACGACCUCAAGGCCUUUGACAACUACAUUCGUGAUACCAACUCCAAGUUCCACCGCAAGAUUGAGGACCUGGAGGACGUGCGCAACGUCAUGGCGGUGCUCAAGGAGGUUCGCGAGAAAGAAUCGGAGAUUGACAAUCUUAUCGGCCCCAUUGAGGAGAUGUACGGCUUGCUCAUGCGGUACGAGGUGCGCGUGCCCAAGGAGGAGACCACCAUGGUCAGCGAUCUGCGCUACGGCUGGAAGAAGCUCAAGAAGGUUGCCACGGAAGUUUCGGACAACCUGACUCGCCUACAGGUUGGCUUUAAGCGCGAGCUGAUCAAGGAGGUCAAGACGUUUGUGGUGGAUGCGCAGAUGUUCCGCAAGGACUGGGAGGCCAAUGGGCCCAUGGUGCCUGGGCUAGACCCCAUGGAGGCAGUGGACCGCUUGCGCAAGUUCCAGCAAAUGUUCGAGGUCCGUAAGCGCAAAUGGGAGAAUUACAGCAGCGGCGAGGAGCUCUUUGGCUUGCCCGUCACGCAGUACCCCGAGCUGGAGCAGACGGAGAAGGAGAUCCAGAUGUUGGACCGUCUGUACAGCCUGUACGUCACGGUCAUUACCACCAUCAAGGGGUAUGGUGACUACUUUUGGGUGGACGUGGUGGAGAAGAUUGACGAGAUGGGCGAGCAGGUGCUGCAGUACCAGAAUCAGUCCAAGAAGCUGCCCAAGGCGCUGCGCGACUGGCCGGCCUACCAUGCCUGCCGCAAGACGAUCGAUGAUUUCUUGGACAUGUUGCCGCUGUUCCAGGCGCUCACGCAUAAGUCGAUGCGGGAGCGGCACUGGCACGAGGUGAUGCGCAUCACGGGGCAUGAUCUCAACCUGGCGGAGGAUGUAUUCAAGCUGCAGCACCUGCUUGACAGCCAAAUCCUGACGUAUCGUGAAGACAUUGAGGAGCUCACGGGCGCGGCGGUGAAGGAGGAAAUGAUUGAGGUGAAGCUGGCGCAGCUCAAGGCUGACUGGGCAAACCAAAACCUGGCGUUUUCUGAGUACAAAAACCGUGGGCCAGUCAUUCUAAAGCCCAGCGACACCAGCGAGCUGAUGGAGAAGCUGGAGGAGAGUCAGAUGACGUUGGGCUCCAUGGCCACGAACAGGUACUCUGCUCCCUUCCGCGAGGAGGUCCAGGCUUGGUCCAUCAAGCUGUCCACCGUAUCGGAGAUCAUUGAGCAGUGGCUUAUGGUGCAGAGCAUGUGGCAGUACAUGGAGGCGGUGUUUAGCGGCGGUGACAUUGUCAAGCAGCUACCACAGGAGGCCAAGCGCUUCCUCAACAUCGACAAGAACUUCAUGAAGAUCAUAUCCAACGCGCUGGAGACGCAAAAUGUCAUCAACACGUGCUUUGGCAAUGAGCUGAUGAAGAACAUGUUGCCGCACCUGCACGAGCAGCUGGAGAUGUGCCAGAAGAGUCUGAGCGCUUACUUGGAGCAAAAGCGCGCGGAGUUCCCCCGUUUCUACUUCGUGUCUGACCCCACGCUGUUGGAGAUUCUGUCUCUAGGCUCCGACCCGCCCUCCGUGGUGCCGCACUUCCAGUCGGGUUUGUUCGAUUCGUUGGCUAACGUGACGUUUGACCGCAUCGACAAGACGCGCAUGACAGAGAUGUUUAGCCAGCAGAACGAAAAGGUGGAGUUUGAGCGGCCUGUGGAUGCCAAGGGCAACAUCGAGGUGUGGCUGCAGCGCCUGGUGGACGGCAUGCAGGACACCGUCAAGCAGAUCAUCAAGCGUGCUGUGCGCAACGUGGCGGAGAUGACGCUGGAGGACUUUGUGUUCGGGCAUCCCGCACAGGUUGCUCUGUUGGGCAUUCAGUUCCAGUGGACUGCGGAGACCCAGUCCGCGCUGACAAACGCCAAGGUUGACAAGACCAUCAUGAACAAGAACAUGAAGAAGGUGGACGCGUUGCUGCGCGACAUGGUCAGCAUCACGGUGCGCUCCGACCUGACACGCAACCAGCGCACCAACCUGGAGACAUGCAUCACGGUGCACAUGCACCAGAAGGAAUCCACGGAGGACCUGGUCAAGAAGAAGAUCAAGGAUCCCACCGACUUCGAGUGGCUCAAGCAGGUCCGCUUCUACUGGCGCGAGGACAAGGACACGGUCAUCAUCUCCAUUUGCGAUGUGGAUUUCGAGUACUCGUUCGAGUACCUGGGUGUCAAGGAACGUCUGGUCAUCACGCCGCUCACGGACGUGUGCUACAUCACGCUGUCGCAGGCGCUGGGCAUGUUCCUGGGCGGCGCGCCCGCAGGGCCUGCAGGCACGGGCAAGACUGAGACAACCAAGGACUUGGGCAACACGCUCGGCAAGUACGUGGUGGUGUUCAACUGCUCCGAUCAGUUCGACUAUACAUACAUGGGCAAGAUCUACAAGGGUCUUGCGCAGUCUGGGCUGUGGGGCUGUUUCGACGAGUUCAACCGCAUCAACCUGGACGUGCUGUCGGUUUGCGCACAGCAGGUGUACUGCAUCCUGUCGGCCAUCCGCGAGCGUAAGAAGAACUUUGUGUUCACGGACGGCACGACGGUGUCCCUGGACCCGCGUGUGGGUUUCUUCAUCACCAUGAACCCCGGCUAUGCGGGUCGUCAGGAGCUGCCGGAGAACCUGAAAGCGCUGUUCCGCGGUGUGACGAUGAUGGUCAAGCUGGCCGCUUGCGGCUACCAGGAGAACGACAUUCUGUCCAAGAAGUUUUUCGUACUGUACGGCCUGUGCGAGCAGCAGCUGUCCAAGCAGGCUCACUAUGAUUUCGGCCUGCGUAACAUUCUGUCCGUGUUGCGUACCGCCGGCGCGUCCAAGCGCCAGUCGCCUGAUAAGUCGGAGGUUUUCCUCAUGAUGCGCACGCUGCGGGACAUGAACAUGUCCAAAUUCGUGGCGGAAGAUGUGCCGCUGUUCCUGUCGCUCAUCGACGAUCUGUUCCCGGGCCUCAAGGCGGAGCGUAACUCCUUCCCUGACGUGAACCGCGCGCUGGAGAAGGUGGUGCUGGAGCGCGGCCUGCAGGUGCAUCCCACCUGGAUGAACAAGUGCAUCCAGCUGUACGAGACGUACCUGGUCCGCCACGGCAUCAUGCUUGUGGGACCCAGCGGCAGCGGCAAGAGCGCCAUCUGCGAGUGUCUGGCCGCAGCACUGACGGAGCUGGGCACCAAGCAUGUUAUCUGGCGCAUGAACCCCAAGGCCAUCACCGCGCCGCAGAUGUUUGGCCGCCGUGACGACGCCACAGGCGACUGGACGGACGGCAUCUUUGCGGUGCUGUGGCGCCGUGCCGCCAAGAACAAGAACCAGAACACCUGGAUUGUGCUGGACGGGCCCGUGGAUGCCAUUUGGAUUGAGAACCUCAACACGGUGCUGGAUGAUAACAAGGUGCUGACGUUGGCCAACGGUGAUCGCAUCCUGAUGACACCUGCCAUGAAGGCCAUGUUCGAGCCGGAGAACCUGAACAACGCCUCCCCAGCCACCGUGUCGCGUGCUGGUAUUAUUUAUGUGUCCGAUGUUGAGCUGGGCUGGGAGCCGGUGGUCAAGAGCUGGCUGCAGAAGCGUGAUGCAGGGGAGAGCGCGGCUUUGGGACCGCUGUUCUCCAAGUACGUGGAGCACAUGCUCGACUACGUGCGCAUCAGCCUCAAGCCUGUCAUGUACAAUGAGCAGGUCAGCAUUGUGGGAACCAUCAUGACACUGCUCAACGGCUACCUGCGGUCGAUCAAGGAGGCGGGUACACCGCUGUCGGACGUCAAGUACGAGCGCAUCUUCCUGUACUGCCUAACUUGGAGCCUGGGUGGCCUACUGGAGAUGAAGGAACGGCCGUUGUUUGACCAGGAGCUGCGAGGCAUCGCAUCCAACAUGCCGGCCAAGGAUGAAGACUCAGACACCAUAUUCGAGUACCUGAUCAACGCCACCGACGGCGAGUGGCUGCACUGGCGCAACUGCGUGCCGGUCUGGCACUACCCAAAGAACGACGAGAAGCCCAAGUACGCGCAGCUGGUCAUCCCCACCCUGGACUCGGUGCGCUACGAGAAGCUCCUCAACUUGUCGUACAGUGUUGAAAAGGCGACACUGCUGGUCGGUGGUCCCGGCACGGCCAAGACCAACACCAUUAACCAGUUCAUCUCCAAGUUCAAUGCCGACACCACCACCAAUAAGACCAUUACCUUCUCCAGCCUUACCACGCCCGGCAUCUUCCAGAUGUCGAUCGAGGGCGCGGUGGAGAAGCGCCAGGGCCGCACCUUCGGGCCGCCCGGCGGCAAGCAAAUGUGCAUCUUUGUGGACGACAUUUCCAUGCCGUACAUCAACGAGUGGGGUGACCAGGCAACGGGUUGCGGGCUGCUGCAAGCGGCGCAGACGGGAGCCUGCUCAUGUCUCGUGACCAACGAGAUUGUGCGGCAGCUGUUGGAGCAAGGCGGCAUGUACUCUCUGGAGAAGCCCAUUGGCGACAUGAAGUUCAUUGUGGACGUGCGCUACGUGGCCGCCAUGAACACGCCGGGGGGUGGCAAGAACGACAUCCCCAACCGCCUCAAGCGCCAGUUCGCCAUUUUCAACGUGCCGCUGCCGUCCGUGGCGGCGAUCAACGGCAUCUUCGGCAAGCUGGUGGAGGGCCGCUUCUCACGCGACGUGUUCUGCGAGGAGGUGGUGUACGUGGCGUCCAAGCUGGUGCCGCUGACCAUCACCCUGUGGAACCGCAUCCAGACCAAGAUGCUUCCCACGCCUGCCAAGUUCCAUUACCUCUUCAACAUGCGCGAAUUGUCCAAGGUUUUCCAGGGCGUCAUCCUGGCCGCUCGUGACCGCUUUAACCUGCUGGUGGGCGACUCUGCGGUGUUUGGCGGCAAUGUAAACUCGCCCGAGGGCUACCUGCUGGGACUGUGGGUGCACGAAUGUCGCCGCGUCUUCUCCGACAAGCUGAUCAGCUACGAGGACAAGAACUGGGUGGACAAGGCCGUCUUUGACCUGUGCCGUGACAACUUCUCGUCCGACCUGGUCAAGCAGGUGGAGGAGCCCCUGUACUUUGUGGAUUUCUUGCGCGAGCCGGUUGUGGACGAUGAGACGGGCGAAGUCAUUGACGCACACCCCAGCUUCUACGAGUCAGUGCCAGGCGGCCUGCCGGAGGUUCGCGCCCGCGUCGAGGCCCUGCAGCGCAAGUUCAACGAGGAGUCCAAGAUCAUCAAGCUGGAGCUGGUGCUGUUCACGGACGCGAUGUUGCACCUGAUGCGUAUCACCCGCUUGUUGGCUAUGGCCCGUGGGUCGGCGCUGCUGGUGGGCGUGGGCGGCAGCGGCAAGCAGAGCUUGUCACGUCUGGGCGCCUACAUCGCGGGCGCGUAUCCCUUCCAGAUCACCAUCACCAAGACCUACAACACGGCCAAUCUGUUUGAGGACAUCAAGGGGCUGUACAAGAUUGCCGGCUUCAAGGGCCAGCCGGUGUGCUUCAUCUUCACAGAUGCGGAGGUCAAGGACGAGGGCUUCCUGGAGUACAUGAAUCAGAUUCUCAUGACCGGUGAGGUGGCGGGUCUGCUGACCAAGGAGGACCAGGACAUGAUUGUCAACGACAUCCGGCCUAUCAUGAAACACCAGGCGCCUGGCGUGCCAGACACGUACGACAACCUGUACAACUUCUUCCUCAACCGCGUGCGCGACAACCUGCACGUCGUGCUGUGCUUCUCGCCUGUGGGAGCCAAGUUUGCGCGCCGCGCACAGCAGUUCCCCGGUCUCAUUAACGGCUGUACUAUUGACUGGUUCCUGCCGUGGCCGGAAGAUGCUCUUACGUCGGUGUCUGGGAAGUUCAUUGACGAGUUCUCGAUGGCUUGCCCCAAGGAAGUCAAGAACCAGCUCAAGCUGCUCAUGGGCCACACGCACGUGUUUGUGACCAACGCCUGCAAGGAAUACUUUGAGAAGUACCGCCGCUACGUGUACGUCACACCCAAGUCGUACCUGUCUUUCCUCCAGGGCUACAAGGAGCUGUAUGCGCGCAAGUGGUCGUUCACAAAGGAGCUGGCCUACCAGAUUGAGGCGGGUCUGCAGAAGAUGUUUGAGGCCAAGGCCGACGUGAACAAGAUGAAGGCGGAGCUGGCGGUUAAAAAUCAGGAUCUGGCGGUGUCGGCCAAGGAGGCGGAGGCGCUGCUCAAGCAGAUCAGUGAGAGCACCGCCAUUGCGGAGAAGGAGAAGCAGAAGGUGGCGGUCAUUGUGGAUGCGGUGACGAAAAAGGCUAGUGAGAUUGCGGCUGUGAAGGAUGACGCCGAACGCGACCUGGCAGCGGCUAAGCCCGCUCUGGACGCCGCGCUCGAGGCGUUGAACUCCAUCAAAGACAACGACAUCAAGAACCUCAAGGCGCUCAAGAAGCCCCCGCAGAUCAUUACGCGCAUUUUUGAUUGCGUGCUCAUCCUCCGUAUGCAGCCCAUGAACAAGGCUGAGUACCUCGACGAAAAGGGCCGCCUCGUGCUGGGGGGCAACUACAGCGAAGCGCAGAAGAUGAUGAACCAGAUGAGCUUCCUGCAAGACCUCAAGGACUUCCCUAAGGAGCAGAUUAAUGACGAGACGGUGGAGUUGUUGGAACCGUACUUCAUGUGUGAGGACUUCAACUUUGAGAACGCUUCCAAGGCCUCGGGUAACGUGGCCGGCCUGUGUAACUGGGCCGAGUCCAUGGCCAAGUACCACAACGUUGCCAAGGUUGUGGAACCCAAGAUUGCCAAGCUGCGCGAGGCGGAGGCGGAGCUCAAGCUGGCCACCAAGGAGAAGAACGCGGCGGAGGAGCGCAUGGCAAAGGUGCAGGCCAAGUUGGAUGAAAUGCAGGCUCAAUUCGAUGCCGCCAUGGCGCACAAGCAGGCGCUGGAGGAUGACGCUGCGGCCACACAGCGCAAGAUGGACAGCGCAAACGCUCUCAUCGGCGCGCUUGCGGGCGAGGAGUCUCGCUGGACGGCCCAGUCCAAGGAGUUCGAUGUGCAAAUCCAGCGCCUGACUGGCGACUGCGCGCUGGCCUCAGCCUUCGUCUCCUACCUUGGUCCCUUUAACAAGGAGUUCCGGGAGCUGCUGCUCAAUCGGGACUUUUACGGCGACUGCACCAAGCUGGCCGUGCCCGUCACGCCGCACAUGCAAAUCACCAAGUUCCUGGUGGACGACUCCGAGGUUGGCGAGUGGAACCUGCAGGGCCUGCCCACUGACGAGCUGUCCAUUCAGAACGGCAUCAUGGUCACCCGCGCCAGCCGCUAUCCCGUGCUGGUAGAUCCUCAGGGCCAGGGCCGCGAGUGGAUUAAGAACCGUGAGGAGGCCAACCAGCUCAAGACCACGCAGCUGAACGACAAGCUGUUCCGAAACCACUUGGAGGAGUGCUUGGCGUUUGGCCGGCCGCUGCUGAUUGAGAACAUCGAGGAGGAGCUGGAUCCGCUGCUGGAUCCUGUGCUGGAGCGGCGGCUGAUCAAGAAGGGCAAGACGUUUGUGGUUCCGCUGGCCGACAAGGAGGUGGACUUUACAGAGACGUUCCGGCUGUUCUGCACAACCCGCCUGCCCAACCCGCACUUCACACCCGAGCUGUCUGCCAAGGUCACCGUGGUGGACUUCACCGUCACAAUGGCCGGUCUGGAGGACCAGCUGCUGGGCAAGCUGAUCAGCAAGGAGAAGAAGGAGCUGGAGGACCAGCGGCAGCAGCUGCUGGAGGAAGUGCAGUCGUACAAGAAGCGCAUUAAGCAGUUGGAGGAUGACCUGUUGUUCCGCCUGUCUAACAGUCAGGGCAAUCUGCUGGAUGACACCGAGCUCAUCGAUGUGCUGGCGGUCACCAAGCAGACAGCGCAGGACGUCAGCGAGAAGCUGGCCAAUGCGUCGGAGACCAACAAGCGCAUCAACGAGGCGUGUGAGGAGUACCGGCCCGUGGCGCACCGCGCCACAUUAAUCUACUUCCUCAUCGCUGAGUUCUCCGUCGUCAACUGCAUGUAUCAGACAUCGCUCGCGCAGUUCAACCAGCUGUACGAAUUCGCCAUUGACCGCAGCGAGCGCGCCAACAUGCCCUCCAAACGCAUCCACAACAUCAUCGAGUACAUGACGUACGAGAUCUACCUGUACGUGCAGCGUGGUCUGUUUGAGCGUCACAAGAUCAUUUUUGCGCUCAUGCUCACCAACAAGGUCCUUGUGUCAGCCGGCAAGGUCAAGGUUGCCGACCUGGACGUGUUCCUCAAGGGUGGUGCCGCUUUGGACAUCAACUCGGUUCGCAAGAAGCCCAAGGACUGGAUCCCGGACUCGGUGUGGCUCAACAUCAUUGCGCUGUCCGCCAUGGAUGCAUUCCGGGACAUCCCCGACAGCGUCUUCCGCAACGACGGACUGUGGAGGCAGUGGUACGACCAGGAGGCGCCAGAAAUGGCCAAGGUGCCCGACUAUGAGGACCGUCUGAACAAGUUUGAGCGCAUGUGCGUGGUCAAGACCUUCCGCGAGGACCGCACCCUCAUCGCAGCCGCGGAUUACAUUGCCGAGGCUCUUGGCCAGCGCUUUGUGGAGUCCGUGCCGCUCAACAUGGAGAAGGCCUGGACGGAGAGCCACGCCAAGUGCCCGCUCAUCUGCCUGCUAUCGCCGGGCGCCGACCCCACGAAGCUCAUUGAGGACCUGGCCAAGCGCAAGAAGAUAAAGACGCUGGGUGUGUCUAUGGGUCAGGGCCAGGAGGUGAUUGCGCGCAAGCACAUGGCGAGCGCCUCCCUGGAAGGCCACUGGGUGCUGUUGCAGAACACGCAUCUGGGUCUGGGCUACCUGACCGAGGUGGAGACGUUCCUUGUGAAGGAGGAGAACGUGCACGAGGACUUCCGGCUGUGGAUCACUGCGGAGCCCCACCCGCAGUUCCCGAUCGGGCUGCUGCAGAUGGGCAUCAAGAUCACCAACGAGGCGCCGGUGGGCAUCAAGGCCGGACUGCGCGCGUCGUACCAGUGGGUCAACCAGGACAUGCUGGACAUGGUGACCCGUUUCGAGUGGCGGCAGCUGCUCUUCGUCAUGUGCUUCCUGCACUCGGUGGUGCAGGAGCGUCGCAAGUUCGGUCCCAUUGGCUGGAAUGUGCCCUACGAGUUCAACCAGAGCGACCUGUCGGCGUGCGUGCAGUUCCUGCAGAACCACCUCAGCGAGAUGGACGCCAAAAAGAGCCCGCAGCCCACUUGGGAGACGGUGCGCUACAUGAUCUCGGCCAUCCAGUAUGGCGGCCGCAUCACAGACGAUUUCGACAAGCUGCUAAUGGACACGUUUGCUGAGAAAUACUUCCUUCAGGCCGUGCUGGUGCCCAGUUACGAGGUGUUCAAGGACAACCGCACCGCCGACGGCUUCAGCUACCGCGUGCCUGACUCCACCGAUAUCGAUGGCUUCCGCUCCUACAUCGAGACGCUGCCUGGCACCGAGUCACCCGAGAUUUUCGGGCUGCACCCGAACGCCGACAUCACGUUCCGGACGCUGCAGGUGCAGGAGGCCAUAGCCACCAUUUUAGAUACCAUGCCCAAGGGCGGCGGUAGCGGUGGUGGACUUAGCCGCGAGGAUGUGGUGGACAAGAUUUGCGAGGAUCUGCUCUCCAAGGCUCCUCCGUUGUUCGACAAGGAGGAGUCUAAGGAGAAGCUUAAGAAGCUGGCCGGCGGACCCACCAUGCCUCUCACGGUGCAUCUGCGGCAGGAGAUUGACCGCCUCAACAUCGUGACGCGCCUGACCACCACCACACUCAAGAACCUGCGGCUCGCGAUCGCGGGUACCAUUGCCCUCUCAGGCGGCCUGAUUGACGCCCUGGACGCGCUCUUCAACGCGCGCAUCCCCAACUCCUGGCUGUCCAAAUCUUGGGAAGCUUCCACGCUGGGCAACUGGUUCACCGGGUUGCUUCAGCGCUACGACCAGCUCAAUAAGUGGCUCAAUCUUGGCCGGCCGAAAGCGUACUGGAUGACGGGCUUCUUCAACCCUCAGGGCUUCCUCACGGCCAUGAAGCAGGAGGUCAACCGCAAGCACGCCGCUGACAAGUGGGCGCUGGAUGAUGUGGUCAUGUCCUCGGAGGUUACAAACCCGAGCAAGGACUUUGAGAGCCUGAAGGAGGGUCCGCCGGAGGGUGUGUACGUGUACGGGCUGUACUUGGAUGGCUGCGCGUGGUCGGGCAAGGAGAAUCGGUUGGUGGAUUCGGAUCCGAAGAAGUUGUUCAAUCCGCUGCCGGUGCUGCACGUGACAGGCGUGUUGGCCAAAGACAGGAAGCGGAAUCAGCUGUACGAAGCGCCAACGUAUCGGGUCAAGGCGCGCAAGGGCCUCAACUACAUCACCACGUUUUCACUGCGGACGGAUGAGGAUAAGUCCAAGUGGAUUCUGCGCGGUGUGGCCCUGUUGUGUUCCAUCGAUUAAGGGAGACCGUGAGUAACGGGGGUAGCAAGAGGAGAGGAGGUUGCAUACGGGGUGGGGUGGGGUAGCGUGAUUCGGUAGGUGACUGCGUUAGGGGGUAGAAAGGACUGAAAUGCUGAAAUUGCCUGGUUGCUGCUGGGGCUGCGCUUGAGUGUGUUGAGCUGUGUUAUGAUUACGCUGUUCGAGACGUUUUCGUACGUGAUAGACUAUACGGGGAGCGGGUAGGUGCGGGUAGGUGCGCCCAUGGCGAGGUAGCAGUGAAGCCCCUUCUUCGCGGAGAAACAAGCAAAACUGUUAUUAUCGAACGUGACCUUGGUACAUAUCUUGGGCGCUGCUGACACAGCCACAUUGAAGCCGUGAAAGCCCCUGUUUUUUGUAUGUAUGUAUGUUGCAUGAUAUGUUAUGCUGCAAGGCACGAGCAUCUACAUGAGGUUGAGAGAUUGAUGCGCGGCGUUUGGGACGCUUCCAUGGUGGGACUUGCGCAUGGUGGGUUCCUUGCCACGUUGCUGAAUCCAAAGCCCCACGUGGCUGCGGCCUUGCAGCGGAAAGGUGACGUCCCGGCCGAAGCGCUACCGGAAGGUCUCUACGCCUGGAUCCGUAGGUGGAUUGUAAGGUUAUCAGCU
This is a messenger RNA of Volvox carteri f. nagariensis, 14141 nucleotides long. Its product is annotated as flagellar outer dynein arm heavy chain gamma. Gene Ontology annotation, biological process: microtubule-based movement. The transcript has 48 exons. Gene Ontology annotation, cellular component: dynein complex. The record is from RefSeq and is a predicted model, not a curated record. Lineage: Eukaryota; Viridiplantae; Chlorophyta; Chlorophyceae; Chlamydomonadales; Volvocaceae. Bases 1 to 13521 code for a protein of 4506 amino acids. Gene Ontology annotation, molecular function: dynein light intermediate chain binding; dynein intermediate chain binding; ATP binding.